CUUAUAAUUCAACUCUCUUAUCUUUUUUUGGUUGCCUUUACCAAAAAUACUCAUAGUUCUCUCUGUGUAUACACACACACACACACAACAUUCAUGGUACUCUAAUCAUCCAAGCCACUCGUGAUUGAUUAAACAAGGUUCCAUAUUAAUUUGAAGCAGAAAGACAUGGAAAACUCUGUGUUGUUUUUUCUUCUAUCUUUCUGCUUCGUUGCUAACCAAGUUUUGAUUACUAAUGUCAAUGGUGAUGAACAACAUCGCUUGGUGUCAGCAUUGUAUGUGUUUGGUGAUUCCCAUGUUGAUGCCGGAAACAAUGCUCAUUUGAACACACCAGCACAGGCUAAUAGGUGGCCUUAUGGAAUUGAUCUUUAUAAUAUAACGGGUCGAUUCACUAAUGGGAAAAAUAUGGCUGACUUUAUUGCAACUUAUUUGGAUUUACCAAUGCCUCCUGCAUACUUAAAUCUCACGGAUUUUGAAAGAAGUCAAAUAACGACAGGAAUAAGCUACGCAUCAGGAGCAUGUGGGAUCUUAAACACGACAGGAGUAGGAGAAUGCUUGACAUUAUCGAAACAGGUGGGAUACUUCACAUCAACUGUGACAAAAGAUCUCCCAAAGGCAAUAAAUGACAAAGAGAAAUUGCAGAAAAACUUGGCCAAUUCUUUGUACCUUGUCCUUAUUGGAAAUAACGAUUACUCCGAAAGGAUGAGCAAUAAAAAUGUCACCAACAAAUACUGUCCUCAAGACUAUGCAGAUUACCUUCUUAAUGAAACCUCAGGUCAUAUCAAGACACUUUAUGAACUCGGAGCUAGAAAAUUUGUAGUUUUGGGCAUUUCAACGUGUGGGCCACAAAACUAUACAAAAGGUUGUGAAUCAAGAUACUACGUGGACAAACUUCCUCAAAGGUUGCAAAAGUUACAAUCUGAACUCUUCGGUUCAAUAUUUACCAUAUAUGAUGUCUACAAGGUGUACAACAAGAUUACGGGAAAUCCUCAGAAAUAUGGGAUCACGAACACGCAAGAACCUUGUUAUGUGGACCAUGGACCAGUUUGUCCUGAUAGAUCAAAAUAUCUCAAAUUUGAUCAAUAUAGCCAUCAAACUCAAGUCGCAUAUGAAAUAGCUGCAAAGGAAUGCUUCAGUGGAACUGCUUGUUCCCCUUAUACUAUUUCUCAGUUAGCCAAGGCAUCCAUCAUCAAUCAUUGAUAGAAAAUGUAACAAAUUUAAGUGAUUUAACAUUAAAAACAUUGUAUUGGAUUAUUUUCUGAUUUGAAGUUUGAUUGAGGUUGGAAUAAAAAUAAUUGACAUUU
Molecule: messenger RNA, 1301 nt
Organism: Prosopis cineraria
Lineage: Eukaryota; Viridiplantae; Streptophyta; Magnoliopsida; Fabales; Fabaceae
Product: GDSL esterase/lipase 7-like
Exons: 5
Coding region: 166-1197 (343 amino acids)
Molecular function (GO): hydrolase activity, acting on ester bonds
Source: RefSeq, a predicted model, not a curated record